Nothobranchius furzeri (turquoise killifish) is the source of this 1425-nucleotide messenger RNA. It is a transcript of the gene arl8ba, whose product is annotated as ADP-ribosylation factor-like 8Ba. The record is from RefSeq and is a predicted model, not a curated record. NCBI's taxonomy places the organism in Eukaryota, Metazoa, Chordata, Actinopteri, Cyprinodontiformes, Nothobranchiidae. Gene Ontology annotation, cellular component: lysosomal membrane. Gene Ontology annotation, biological process: anterograde axonal transport; protein transport. Gene Ontology annotation, molecular function: GTPase activity; GTP binding.
GUCCCACUUCCUUACUGGAAAAAAAACGCCACAUCGCUGGGAGGGAGACGUAUACCACCACGGGGGAGCGUAACCACCUAACCUCAAGAUGCUGGCACUAAUAAAUCGGGUUUUGGACUGGUUUAAGUCCCUGUUUUGGAAGGAAGAAAUGGAGUUGACGUUGGUCGGCUUGCAAUACUCUGGGAAAACAACAUUUGUUAACGUGAUCGCUUCGGGGCAUUUCAGUGAAGAUAUGAUCCCAACAGUCGGCUUCAACAUGAGGAAAGUCACUAAAGGAAACGUCACCAUCAAGAUCUGGGAUAUAGGAGGACAGCCAAGGUUCAGGAGCAUGUGGGAGCGGUACUGUCGGGGAGUUAAUGCAAUCGUGUACAUGGUUGAUGCUGCAGAUCGAGAAAAGGUGGAGGCAUCCAGGAAUGAGCUUCAUAAUUUAUUAGACAAGCCUCAGCUGCAAGGAAUUCCUGUUUUGGUACUCGGUAACAAAAGGGAUCUUCCAGAUGCGUUAGAUGAAAAGCAGCUUAUUGAGAAAAUGAAUUUAGCAGCUAUUCAAGACAGAGAGAUCUGCUGCUACUCUGUUUCCUGCAAAGAGAAAGACAACAUUGAUAUCACACUUCAGUGGCUCAUCCAACACUCAAAAUCUCGCAGGAGCUGAAUGCAGAUGUUUCCCAGCUGUCUUUGCCAUGUUCCUGUCAUGUCAAACCUUCACCACUCUGCAUUGAUGAUGUACAGUUGUAUUUCCAUUUCACUUGCAGCUCGGUUCUGCUUGUUUCACAAACCCAGAUAAUGCACUACUUAAACUUUCCAAAUGUAAGGCGUUAAGUUGGCAUUGUUGGUCUUGUAAAGCUGUACUUUUACUUGAAUACAAGAAACCGUUAUUUUUUGUUGCCAAAUUUUACCUUUCAGGAACGUUAUAAAAUAGUCAUGCCCACAUGGGUUUGUAACAACAUAAACUUUGCGAGAUGGGCCUCACUUUGAUAAAAUUUUGGGUGUGAUGUAGACAACUUUCCUGUUUCUGUUCAGCUCUUUUCUGUGAUUGUUUUUGAUGGCUGCCACUCUUUGCGUAACUUUUGUUUUACAAAAAUGUGCAUUUAAGCAGGUCUGUACAAAUAUUAAGCUAGUAUAAUUUUUACCAAUGUUUGGAUGUGUGUGUGUGUGUGUGUGUGUGUGUAUGAAUAUAUGAUUCUAUUUAAUGUCUGAAUGUACAAAAGGUAAAGCUGUACAGGCUUGUGUGGUUCCUAUUGGCCUCUGUAUCAUGGCUUUGGUGAAAUAAUGUGGUCUGUGCUGCAUCCGGACUGAGAGGACGGUAGAAUUCAAAGUGCCUUGUGUAGCGUCUCUCACCUCUGAAGGAAAGCAGCAUGCAAGGUGCAUCUACCUGGGUAGAGUUCAAAAAUAUGUAUUAAAGAAUAAAAAGGCAUGCUUUUAAAUUUA